This is a messenger RNA of Pogonomyrmex barbatus (red harvester ant), 1892 nucleotides long. RefSeq lists its product as uncharacterized. Gene Ontology annotation, molecular function: RNA polymerase II cis-regulatory region sequence-specific DNA binding; DNA-binding transcription factor activity, RNA polymerase II-specific. The record is from RefSeq and is a predicted model, not a curated record. NCBI's taxonomy places the organism in Eukaryota, Metazoa, Arthropoda, Insecta, Hymenoptera, Formicidae. Gene Ontology annotation, biological process: regulation of transcription by RNA polymerase II.
CAGAAAUUAUUAAAUGAGGCUAAAUAUUUCGUGUGUCCUCAUCUUAUCGCGCUACGUGAAAUUUAUAUUGUGUUUUUUAUUACAGUGUUUAUUAUAGUACCAGACGGCGCCAACAGUAGUAUAAUACGGUCAUAUUAUCUCAGAAAUUGAAAGUCAUGGCAAAAUAUUAGAAUCAAGAAUAUAGUUAUAGUUAGCUAUAUUAUAAGUUUAAGUUAAAUAUAAGUUUUGACAUAUUAAUUCCAAAACUUUUCACCGAUUUUUGUAACGGUCCCUGUUGAGAUCCCAAGCAUUUUUUUUUUUUGGAGUUAAAAAGAGCUUUCGCUUAUAAAGAAAAUUUUGUUUGAGUGAUAGUGACGUGAGAAAUACAGUAAUAAUACUUUCUCUAAUUUAGAAUAACAUUUUUUUUAUUGUUCUAUUAUAAAAAUGUUGUUUUGUAUAAAUGCGGAAUGUUGUUAAAUACAGGAAAUUUAUUAAAGUAUACUACACAGACAACAAAGCGUUUUACGACGAUCAAACUCCGCCCUUUGCGAAAACGCCGCCUUCGACAUGCGCCGGAGGGUCGUUCGCGGUUGCACCAUUUCUUACUUUUAAUCACGCGUUUAAUCUGUCUGAAGUGGUAACACGUUACGCAUAUAAAGAAUCGUAUAAGAAUUGACGCGUUAAACUCAUUCAUUUAUCGUAAAAUCAGUUAUUCAUCCAAUCUGACAAAUCGUCAUAAUAAUAAGUAAUAAUAAGUUGUCGUAAUGUCCAGUAAGUGUAAAACAUUGAGAUAUAAAGUUGCUAUAGAGACUAAAUUAUAACGAAACAUAUCAAAAACCAGAUACAUACCAAAGAGGAUAAUAAGAUAAUAAAUAAAUUUUAACAUGACAGUUUUAUUUGUUAGAAACAACAUGUAUCUUUUUAUUAUGUAUAGUGAAACAUUCCUCAUCGCAUUAUCAAUGUGGUAUGACAAAUUUUUAUAAAAUCGCGAUGUAUAUAUUUCUUAUAAACAUAUUGUAUUUAAAUAAAAUUGUAAUAAACAUAAAGAUGUUUCUUAAUUGCACACAUUUAAAAAGAUGCUAUAAUCUAAUAUUAUAUAAUUUUAAUGUAAUCGAUUGAUCAAAAUAUGUUAAUAGUGUGGAACGUAACACAAAAUGCACCCUUGGACUUAAGUAGACAUGGAACUGCAUGGAAAACAAGUGUUAUUAGUACUUUUAAAUUUCAACGACGUCUUCCUUGUCAAACUUGCGGUAAAAGUUUUGACAGGCCUUCUCUUUUGAAAAGGCACUUGCGAACACAUACAGGCGAAAAACCACAUGGUUGCGCGAUAUGUGGUAAAAUGUUUAGCACCAGCAGCUCGUUGAAUACUCACAUUAGGAUUCAUACUGGUGAACGUCCUCAUGAAUGUCCAAUGUGUGGAAAACGUUUCACAGCAUCAUCGAAUUUGUAUUAUCAUCGCAUGACACAUUAUAAGGAGAAACCACACAAAUGUAACGAAUGUGGACGAUCCUUCCCAACACCCGGAGAUUUAAGAGCUCAUAGAUAUUCUCAUACUGGUAAUUGGCCUUUACGUUGUUUUGUCUGCAACAGAGGAUUUUGCAAACUCGGCGCCUUGCAUCAUCAUAUGAAAUCACACGGUGAUCGUUCUUAUUACGGUACCUACAAUCAGAAGCUUCCGGUCGUUAAUAAUUUACGAAUUCAUGAGCGUUUACAGAAUUCGCAUGUGUUAAAGAAUAAUCCAACUGAUUAUACAGGUAUACAUGGCAUUUCAAAUGUAGAAAUUAUCAAAUUUGAAAGUAUCGGAGAUAAUUAUAUGCAAUUACCUGCAAUGUAUCCAUGGUCUUCUCUUUCUUGGAUGCCAUUACAAUUUCAAAAUUGAUUUCUCAUAUUUUCUGCGCUAAUAAAUAUAUCAA